AUUCAAACAAAAGUCGAAACAGAAACGUGCACGUGGUGUUUGGUAAUUCUUUGAUUGUUAUUCUUAGAGACGAAUAUUUGCAUGUUCUAUAUUCAGUUAUGGACAGCAUGAGUAUGAAUGUUUUGUUCGAGAGAGUUCUCAACAAAGAACGUCAUCGAUUCUCUGUUAAUGAAUUCCAAUUUCGAACAGCGCUACAGAACGUGAAAGAAGCUUAUCUGCCCAACAAAGACUGGCCCGGAAAAAUGACUGUAUUGUAUGCAGAUUACAACGAUCCUGCUCACAGGUGUGCUUAUUUGCACAAGUACGCCAUGUGCCAUACUGGCAUGGUCCAAGAUUUACUGUGGGAUGCAGCUUUUAAGCUGGGCGCUAUAUUAAGACGUCAGCUGCGAUGGAAACUCAGACUGAACCUGUGCAGUUUAGGCGGUGGCCCAGGAACGGACGUAGUUGCAAUUUUGGAUCUGUUGACAGCGUUUUUCGAUUUUUUCCCAUGUUUUGUCAGUAUUGUUGAUCUUACUGAGGGGUGGAAAGGGGUUUUCGAGUCUACUUUGCAAGAACUGCGGAACGGACCAAACUGGAGGCUGAGAGACAUCCUUUCACCAUUUUAUUUCCACUACAAUUAUAUUACUGCGAAUUUGCUGCAACCACUUCGUCCAAGCGUAAAGCGAUACUUGAAGGAUGCAGAUUUUAUAAGUAUGGUGAAAUUUAUUUCUGCUGCUGCAUGCGCCGACACUAGAGCGAUGAUUGCGGAAAUAUUCAGCUGUAUGAAGCCCGGAGCCAUUGUGAUAUUCAUCGACAACGCUGCCGGCGGUUUCCUGCAGGUGCUUCAAGAGCAGGCCGAGUCCCACGGGUUGCUAACUGUGCAUGGUCCUGUAGAACACUACUGCCACGAAAAUUUCUUUUACUACGUAGAUCGAUUUGGUUGCCCAAGCCAGUGGAAAACGCUGGUGUCUUUCCAGAUGUGGAUCAAACCUCACAGCUACAACCCUGAUCAGUUACUUCAGAAAAAGCUCUUACCAGUCAGAGCCGAUGUCAAAUGCUCGAAAAUAGAAGCCUGACCGUAGCAAUAGCUGUUCUUUUCGAAUUUAAGGAGAAGAAACUGUUAAUAAUGAUAAUCAACUUGGAUAUGGUUACGUUCCUGCACCAACUUCCAAAUGAUUCAUCCAUAUUUUUCAUUCGGAAGGACUACCAAAGAAUAGUUUUUGUGUGAUGCAAGUUAACAUUUUUACUUUACUCACCUUACCAAAGAAGGGCAAAUUGUCCCCGGAGAGACUCGCCUUU
Messenger RNA from Uloborus diversus, 1278 nucleotides. RefSeq lists its product as uncharacterized. The record is from RefSeq and is a predicted model, not a curated record. NCBI's taxonomy places the organism in Eukaryota, Metazoa, Arthropoda, Arachnida, Araneae, Uloboridae.